AUGGAGACUGCAUAUCUCAAAAAAUGCUUAGGCAGAUGCUUGGCAGAGGGCCUUGCCGAGGUGGCAGAACGUCGGCCAGCAGACCCAAUCCUGUACUUGGCAUGGUGGAUUCAUAAAUAUCGGAAAAAUAUGGAUGACGCACUCCAUAGGAAACUGGAAAGGGAAGAGCUGGAGCGAGAGCGUGCGGAGGCCAAAAGAGAACUGCUAAUGAUCGAAAGAAUGAAGGAAGAAGAACUUUUGUUUCAGCAGAAGCUAGAAGAAGAGAGGCAGGCACAAAUGGAACGAGAACGGGAAGAACAAGAGAGAUUAGAGAGAGAAAGAGAAGAACAGCUUCUAUUGGAGCAGAAACAACAAGCAGAGUUGGAGGCAAAGGCAGCUGCUGAGAAAGAGACACCGUCAAAAACCUUGGCUGAGCUGACCGACAAAUAUGGGGCUCCUCAUCUGAGCAGAGUUGACGAGAUAGAUGAACUUGAACAAUCUGAUCAUGCACUGACUACAGUAGCUGAGGCAGACGAAGAAGAAGAGUCGCCUGUUUGAGAGAUAUCUUUCUCACCUGCAGCUGUUUAUUCCAGAAACUUCAAGGGGUGCUACAGAUGUGGGUGGCUGGUAUCUGUUUUAGGGCUACUGAUACAAUGAAUUAACGCAGCUAAAGAGCAAAC
Molecule: messenger RNA, 659 nt
Organism: Zootoca vivipara (common lizard)
Lineage: Eukaryota; Metazoa; Chordata; Lepidosauria; Squamata; Lacertidae
Gene: DYDC1
Product: DPY30 domain containing 1
Cellular component (GO): Set1C/COMPASS complex
Source: RefSeq, a predicted model, not a curated record